AUGCCAAAUUUAGCGUCCUACAGAUCAAGAUCGGACUUUUGGAACCGAAGAUUUUUAUGGGAAAAUGUAAAGGAAAUAAAACCAACAACUUGGUGGAGUGGCUUAUGCGCGUCCACUGCAUUAAGCAAAGUGGCUGUGCGAAUCCUCACGGCACCUUGCACUUCUGCUGCAGUUGAACGGUCAUUUUCUACACACAGCCACAUUCACAAUAAAAAAAGAAACCGGCUGACGAGUGAGAGAGCAGCCAAAAUUGCCUUCAUAUCCUACAAUUGGAAUUUGCUCAAUAAGAGCAAUUUGGAAAAAGAUGACGACUAUGAGGAAUGCAUGUGUGUUACACCUCCGACUAUAGGCACACAUGUACAUCGAACGGAUAGUACAAUGGACACUUUUGACUCACCUCAACCAUCGACCUCAGGCACUGCCACCAUUGAAUUUUUAGAUUGUGGUCAAAUUUCAGACUCAAGUAACAGCGAUGACUGA
Messenger RNA from Parnassius apollo (apollo), 480 nucleotides. Lineage: Eukaryota; Metazoa; Arthropoda; Insecta; Lepidoptera; Papilionidae. The record is from the annotation of a GenBank genome assembly.